Metarhizium robertsii ARSEF 23 is the source of this 1149-nucleotide messenger RNA. RefSeq names its product Beta-ketoacyl synthase. Lineage: Eukaryota; Fungi; Ascomycota; Sordariomycetes; Hypocreales; Clavicipitaceae. Bases 1 to 1149 code for a protein of 382 amino acids. The record is from RefSeq and is a predicted model, not a curated record. The transcript has 2 exons.
AUGACCAAGAAAGCGGAUGACAAGGGACAGCUCUCUGAAUCUGAUAUUGACGUUGAGGACUAUUUCAACCUGCUGCUUUCACCUGCUCGGCCACGAAGAUUCCUCAAAAAACUGGGGGUAGAGUCUGAUUCCGAGCUGGGGGACGAAGAUGAGGGCGGCAGCGACGAUGGCGUGGAUGAGAGCCCUCUUCGCCGUCGCUCACGACAGCCUGCCGCGCAGUCAAGGCGUGGUCGCCGUGGGCCUGCCCCUGAAUCGGCGGUCUUUCAUGCACAAGAUCCGGUGUGGAAUGGCGAUCUUGAUGCUCCCGCCUUGACUGACCGUGAUAAGGCUACCCUCCGCGAGUUCUGGACUACGCUUGACAAUGACCAGAUGGAAUACUGUAGUAGAUGCCAAGAGAGUUGGUUUCAGAUGAAGAUCGAUAGCGACGGCAUCUGUGGGCGUUGCUAUCGAAAAGACGCGAAACGACGCACCGGCGAGCCGUAUUUCUUCUCUGCGGAUAAUCAGCUCGACUUUGGCCCUGUGCCGGCGCGAUUGCCCCAGCUUACACCUACCGAGGAGUCGUUGAUUGCUCGUGUUCACGUCCACGUGAACAUUAUGCUUGUGCGAGGGCAGCAGUACAAGUAUCGGGGCCACGUAGUUCACUUCCUCCGCGAGGUUGGCUUAGUGUAUAACCAGCUUCCGCUUUUACCACAUCCGCUUUUACCACAGGAGUUGAACACCGUGUUACUACGCCCUGCCAAUACUUCGUCCCACGCAAAUCUUAGCCGCCAAUUUACCCGCCAGUUCCGUGUACGCCGCCAGCCGGUCACCAUAUGGCUUAACUACCUCCGCCGCCACCAUCCUGGCUAUCGAUGCAUCGUCAUCAAUGACGAGCGGCUGAGUCAAUUGCCUGAAGAUGGCAAUGUCCUGGAUGCUAUCCCCCAGAGCCAGGUGGAGGCUGCCGAUGUUGGACCUGAGGAGGACCAGGAAGCAGAACCGGACGUGGAGGACGAGGCUGCGGUGCCAGACCUCUUAGCCAAGGACACAGAGCUUGAUGCUCUGCGGUCUAUUCUCGCUGGAGAACCAGAAAUUGAUCCAGGGCUGGCCACCGUCGAGGCGCAGUCGGGGCACGAGUUGCAGCUUCCGGAUAUACGGUGGGGAAAUACUUAA